Molecule: messenger RNA, 1935 nt
Organism: Ambispora leptoticha
Lineage: Eukaryota; Fungi; Glomeromycota; Glomeromycetes; Archaeosporales; Ambisporaceae
Source: the annotation of a GenBank genome assembly
AUGGAUAAAAAAAUUGAAUUAAAGGAUCUUUUGGCCACUUUACAGGAGGAGACGGGAUAUAGUAUAUUGAAAAAGGAGCUUGAUAAUAAAAAGAAUAAGGUCAAACAACCGUUGCCUCCUCCAUUACCGAAAAGAAUCCAGGAAAAAUUCAACAGGCAGGCAGCGUACGAGGAAACGAAAAAAGAAAUAUCGAAAUGGGAACCGAUUGUUAAGCGAAAUCGCGAGUCUGAUCAUUUAGAGUUUUCGAAGAGUUCUAGUGCUGCAUCAUAUCAACUGUCGAAUAAUACAUUGGCUGGUACUUUUAAAGCGUCCACAGAACUCGAGAAACAAGUUGAACACAUACUGGAAGAGAGCGGCUUCAAGGAAAAAGACAUUCAACAAUAUGAGGAAUUGGAACUGAAUAAACUCACCAUCGAAGAAAUACAAUCGCGUCGCCGUGAACUGCGAAUGAUGCGUGAACUAAUGUUUCGCGAAGAUCUCAAAGCGAAGCGAAUCGCAAAAAUCAAGAGUAAAACAUAUCACAAGAUCAAAAAGAGGGAACGAGAGAAAAAUAAAUUGAAUUUGGAACAAUUGAGCCAGCUUGAUCCGGAAUUAGGUCAUCAAGAACAAUUGAAAUUGGAAGCCGCGCGUGCACAGGAACGAAUGACACUUAAACAUAAGAAUACCAGUCGAUGGGCGAAACAGGCACUCAAAUAUGGUCGACGUAAUGAUGCAGAGAGUAGACAGGCGAUCGUGGAACAGUUGCAGUUGCAUGAGAAAUUGAAACGGAAGAUAAGUGGCUUAGAUUCCGAUGAAAAUGAAUCCAAUCACAGUGAUGAUCAAAGUGUUCAAGAUUUUGUGAAAGAUCUUGAAGAUGCUCAUAAUAAGGAUGAAGAUCAGUCAGUAAAAGGGGAUAAUUUGGGUCGAAGAAUCGACGGUAAUCCUGGAAGAAUGGUUUUUGGAAGUAAUACAUCAUUAAAGAAUCAAGGAACGACCUCCAAGACUAUUGAUACUGAGAAAUUGAUACAAUUUAAUAAAUCAUCAGAGCUCGUUAAUUCUUCCAAAACACCUGACAAGAUUAAGCAGCACCCGAAAAAUUCAAACAACGAUACCAAUUCAGACCAAGAAAUCGAUGAUGAUAAUAACCCAUGGCUUCAAACAGAAGUAUCGUCUAAGAUCUCUACAUCCAAAAAUAAAUCAAAGGUCAACAAAGAUACUCAGAAAUCCGAAAAAUCCGUCAUAAAAAUAAAAAAAAAGAAGCGAAAAUUACACGAUGAUGAAGAAAUUUUGAAUGAUGUUGAGAUUGAUUUAGAUAAAGUGUUGACGAUGAUGUCCGCUGGUCAAAAUUCUGAUACUACCUCGCAAGUAUCAAAGAAAAAAAAAUCAACUGAAAGUCUAUCCACUACCACUGCUAUUGAUAAUUUCGCGUCACUUGACCAAUAUGAUGACGACGACUAUUUUGAUAACAAUAAAACGCCAAUAGGAUUCUCACAACGAGAAUUAGUCGCACGUGCAUUUGCUAAUGAUAAUGUCGUUGAAGAAUUUGAAGAAGAAAAACUUGCUACAAUAGAUGAAGACGCGCCAAAAGAAAAAGAUUUGACGUUACCUGGAUGGGGAUCUUGGGCGGGUAAAGGCGUAAAGAAGAGAUUGACGAAAAACAACGAUUUCCGCGUAAUUCAGAAACCCGUACAUGGGGAAGGAAUCGAAAUGUCGAAAAGAAAAGAUGCAAAUUUGAAACAUGUGAUAAUCAAUGAGAAACGAAUUAAAAAGGCAACUAAAUAUCUUGCCACGCAAGUUCCAUAUCCAUAUGAAACGCGCGAGCAAUAUGAACGCAGUCUACGAAAUCCGCUGGGCAAAGAAUGGAAUACUUACGAAGUAUUCCAGAAGAUGGUUAAACCACGAGUCAUUACAAAGAUGGGUACUAUUAUCGACCCACCGGAGAAACCGGAGACAUGA